AUGGGCACAACAAGAAGUAACCACCUAAUUGGCUUCCUCAACUUCCUCACCUUCCUCCUCUCCAUCCCCAUCCUCUCCGCCGGCAUAUGGCUGAGCAGCCGCGCCUCCGCCGCCGCCGCCGGCUGCGUCGGCCUCCUCCAGUGGCCCCUCAUCCUCGUCGGGGCCGCCAUCAUGGCCGUCUCCCUAGCGGGCUUCGUCGGGGCUUGCUACCGCAACACCUUCCUCAUGUACCUCUACCUUUGGGCUAUGUUCUUCGUCGUGGCCGCCCUUGUUGGCUUCACCAUCUUCGCCUACUCCGUCACGGCCACUGGGUCGGGCCGGGCUGUCAUGGGCCGGGCCUACAUGGACUAUUCCCUCCAGGACUACGCGGGCACGUGGCUCGCGGGCCGGAUUGCUGGCCCGGGGUACUGGGGAAGGAUCGAGGCCUGCGUUAGGGGCUCGGGCGCGUGCCAGAGACUGGGCCUAGGCGAGCCGGCCCAGCUGUUUUACCUAAGGAGGCUCAGCCCUAUUCAGUCCGGAUGCUGCAAGCCCCCAACGUCGUGCGGCUACACGUACGUGAACGAGACAUUUUGGGCCGAGGAAAUUGGGCCCACUGGGCCCAACCCGGACUGCCUGAGAUGGAGCAACGAGCAAGAGCAGCUCUGCUAUGAAUGCGGGUCGUGCAAGGCCGGGGUCGUGGCCAGCCUUCAGAAAAGCUGGAGAAAAGUCUCGAUUAUCAAUGUAGUUGUCUCGAUUAUCCUUGUUUUGGUUUAUGUGAUUGCUUGUGCCGCUUUUAGGCACAAUAGGCAGCUCGAUAACGAUGAAUCCUAUGGCCAUGCAAGGAUGGUGAAGGCCAGGCCCGGAUGGCUCGGGUUUUGA
Molecule: messenger RNA, 858 nt
Organism: Striga hermonthica
Lineage: Eukaryota; Viridiplantae; Streptophyta; Magnoliopsida; Lamiales; Orobanchaceae
Source: the annotation of a GenBank genome assembly